Oryzias melastigma (Indian medaka) is the source of this 1139-nucleotide messenger RNA. RefSeq names its product glycogen phosphorylase, muscle form-like. Gene Ontology annotation, cellular component: cytoplasm. The record is from RefSeq and is a predicted model, not a curated record. Gene Ontology annotation, biological process: glycogen catabolic process. Lineage: Eukaryota; Metazoa; Chordata; Actinopteri; Beloniformes; Adrianichthyidae. Gene Ontology annotation, molecular function: glycogen phosphorylase activity; pyridoxal phosphate binding.
AGGACACCAAAGCCUGGACCAAGAAGGUGAUCCAUAACAUCGCUGGCUGUGGUAAAUUCUCCAGUGAUCGCACCAUCUCCCAGUAUGCCAGAGAGAUCUGGGGCAUGGAGCCCAGUCUGGAGAAGAUCGCUGCCCCGGACGAUCCUCGCUAAGCUGCUGGAGCUCAGUGUGUGGAGCGCCGAGCCCUGUAGCCCCUCCCCUUUUACACUGUGGAGUUCUUCCUGCUUCGGUAGCUUUCCUCCUUGUUGUGCCGCUCUGCCUUCCACUUCAUCCUGCUUUACCAGAUCUUUGCUGACAAAGAUUUACGUAGAAUUCCUUGGAAUGUUUUCUGUGCACCAGAUAUGCAAACUCUCACUGCUGUAUGAGACUUCACAUCUCCAGGUCCUCGUGUCAGGAGAUUUGAACUGCACAAACAUAGACAUUUAAAAUGUUAGUUUUUGUGGAGGUUUAAAUUUCUUUGAUCUAAUCAUGCCGUUGUUUGAUUUUAGUUAGGACAGCCAUGCUUCACAGAUCUGUUAACAUUCUACUUUGAUGUUUUAGACACAGAAACUUUGUAUCCUCCAUUUCUGACAUUCCUCCUCUACAAAAGGCAGCAGAAAUCCAAACCGACGUGUCUUCCUGCUGGAGGCGGUCAGAUGCUCACAUGUGUUGCAGUGAAAGGAAGACAUUUCUCCAUCUUUGCAACUCCUUCAUUCCCAGUUAACGUUUCAAUAACCAGAUCCUCUCGACUGUUGUGUCUGUACUUGUUUAAAGGUGUUACAGGAAUGUAUUUGUGUCCAUUAAGAUUAUUAUUGGUUAUAGUGGAGUGCUGGAAUGCUCAUGUAAGCCUAGCUGUGGUGUCUGUAGCAUGUUUGUGUGUCUUCUUCAUUGUUCAUGUUUGUUGUCUAAUUCUCAAAAGUGACCUAGAAGGAAAUGUUUAUCUGCCUACAAACUAAAUGAUCUAACUUUGGAAACGGUAAUUUAGCUGCUGUACUAGUCAGCCCUGAUCCUGUAACACUGUAACAGUGAUGAUGCUCUGUAGCAUCAUCCUGUAGUUCUUCUGCUCCAACCAGAAAGCCACCAGCAGCAGCUGCACCUGUUGCUGUCAGUGUCAGUGCUUUGAUUUUGGACAAUAAAGAUCCAGAAAACACAUACAUCCA